Dermochelys coriacea (leatherback sea turtle) is the source of this 3785-nucleotide messenger RNA. Its product is annotated as butyrophilin subfamily 1 member A1-like. Lineage: Eukaryota; Metazoa; Chordata; Testudines; Dermochelyidae. Gene Ontology annotation, cellular component: external side of plasma membrane. The record is from RefSeq and is a predicted model, not a curated record. The transcript has 13 exons. Gene Ontology annotation, molecular function: signaling receptor binding. Gene Ontology annotation, biological process: regulation of cytokine production; T cell receptor signaling pathway. The coding region runs from base 286 to 1857 and encodes 523 amino acids.
CCGAGCUAUCUUGUUACUUUCAUUUCUGCAGCUGGUGGGAGCAGCAGAAAUGGGCAGCGAUUCCAUUCAGUUACAAAUGCAGUAAGUUAACAAAAGACACAAAUGAACAGGCCAGAGCGAAACUCCCUGGCUGUGACUCCUGUGCUGAGUGGAUGAAACAGCCUCAGCAAAGGGAGGUUUAACAGGAAACACGAACUCAUGGAUGCUAGGAAAACUGAGAGCUUUGAAGGCCCCUGAAGCUGCUUCGAGGAAGUGUCCCUGCAGGACUCAGCAGACCCAGCUACGAUGACGGGGAAGGUUCCCUCAUUCUCCCCUGGCUCCACAGUGAGCUCCACUCUGCCCGGCUACAUCGCUCUCUGCCUUGCUCUACAGGUUCACAGGCUGGCAUCAGCACAGUUCACAGUGAUCGGACCUGACCAUCCAGUCACCGUGUCCCUAGGUGGGGAGGCCAUCCUGCCCUGCCACCUCUCCCCCAGGAUGAGCGCUGAGAAUAUGGAGGUGAGAUGGUUCAGAUCCCAGGACUCUGCAGUGGUGCACCUGUACCGUGAUGGGCAGGAUCAGUAUGAAGAGCAGAUGCUGGAAUAUCAAGGCAGAACUGAGCUCUUGAAAGAUGACAUCACCAGUGGGACAGUUUCCCUGAAAAUACGUGAUAUCCGACUGUCAGACAAUGGGCAGUACAGUUGUUAUUUUCAGUCUAGUGCCUCUCACAAAAAUGCUUUUUUGGAACUACAGGUGGCAGGUUUGGGAUCUGCUCCUGCCAUCUCUGUGGAGGGAUGUCAGGAUGGAGGGAUCCAUGUUGCGUGUCGAUCAUCCGGAUGGUACCCAGAGCCUGAAGUGCUGUGGAGAGAUCUCCAGGGGAAGCUCUUACCAUCAGCCUCUGAAGAAAUAUCCCCAGAGGCCAAUGGCCUGUUUCAAACAGAGAUUGCCGUUGUUCUAACAGAAGAGACCAACCAGAAAGUGUCCUGCUGUGUCAGGAACCCCCGACUCAACCAGGAGAGAAGGUCAGAGAUUUCCAUAGCAGAGCUGUUUUUCCCACGAGUCAAUCCCUGGACGGUUGCUCUGGGUCUGAUCCUGCCUCUCCUAGUUGGUCUCACUGCCCUGGCCAGUUACUGCUUCUGGAGGCAACGCAGAGUGAAAGAGACUCUGCGAUUGGAUAAGGAGAGUAAGAAAGAGACCCUGCUGUCUGAAUGGGAGGGAGAGAAAGAGGCUCUGCGAUCUGAGAUGGAGAGGCAGAAAGAGGCUCUGCGAUCUGCGAUGGAGAGACAGAAAGCGGAAUACGAGGCAGCGAAAGAACUGGGACUCACCAGAGCCCAAGGAUACGCAGCGGACGUGACCCUGGAUCCAGACACGGCAAAUCCCUGGCUCGUCCUGUCUGAGGAUCGGAAACGUGUGAGCCGCGGAGACAAACGACGGACUUGGCGCAACAACCCCGAGAGAUUCGAUACUUGUCCCUGUGUCCUGGGCGCGGAGCGGUUCGCGGGCGGGAGGCGUUACUGGGAGGUGGGGGUGGGAGACGAGACGGGCUGGGACCUGGGGGUCUGUAGGGAAUCCGUGCGCAGGAAGGGGGGGGUCACACUCACACCGGAGGCUGGAUACUGGGCGGUGGGGCUGGUGGCUGGGAGAUACGAGGCCGGCACCGACCCCCCGACCCCCCUCCCCGUGAGCGUCCGGCCCGGCCGGGUGGGGAUUUUCCUGGACUACGAGGCGGGCGAGGUCUCGUUUUACAAUGUGACUGACGGGUCCCAUCUCUUCACCUUCACCGGCACCUUCUCCGGGACGCUCCGCCCUUGUUUCUGCCCCUGGUACGGCGCGGCUCCGCUGAUCAUCGCCCCGGCCGGGGGGAAUCUCGGACCCUGACACCGGCCCCGCGGCUCCUCCCGCCCCCCAGUGGCGGGGGCCGGUUCCUGCAGCUGCCGGAGUUUCUGCGCUGAGCGGACGCAGGAGGAGAAAACCGGGCCCCGGGAACCCCCGCCCCGGCUGGUGAGUGGGACCCACCCGCUGGAAGGAGCCGGACAGAUCCCCCCCGGGUUUGCCCCACCCCGGCACAGGGCGGUGCUGGUAAGAAAUGCGGCCAGGCCGCGAGUGGGUUUUGCUGCCCUCCCCGGCCCGGGGUAGCCGAUGGCGGGGGCGGGAUCAUUCACGCCUCACCAUUUUCUCCCCCGUGAAAUCUCAAUGCAAAAUAUGAAAAACAAAGUUUACUCGAAACGGGAAAAUGUUAUUGUAAAACCAAAGCAUUUCCACUGACAUUUCAACUGUGCUUCAGAAACAAGCAUCUGAACAUAUUUUCAGGAAUGGAAUUCUUGCCUUUUAUUUUUUGAUUCUUCCCUCAAAUCUAUAUUGAGGUUUAACUUCUCUCCAUGGCUUCACUUGUAUUUCAACUGUGUCAUUUCAGGAAAUCCAAACUAUGUAUCUUAUCAAAAUAAUUAUUAAAAACUGUCAGCCUGGGCUGUUCAGUUACAAUGUACGUGUGUCAUAAACAUCACAACUACACACAUGUGCAAUUGCCCUCGCUCUCUGGCUCUCUCUCUUUAUUGUCUUGACUGGUUCUCUCUGGAAGGCAGCGCACAUACACCCACCUCCCGCACUACACCUUUGAAAAUGAAUAGGUAAAAAACUAUAGAAUUAAUUAAGCAAUAUACUUAAGUUAACUCACACAAGAUUAUAAAAGAAUUUUUGUACUUCUGUCAGCAUGAAUUCAUGUGAUUUUUAACUUUCUAGCUACAUAUCAUCGGUAAUCAAGACAUAGCCCUUCCUUUCUUGUUCUCACAUCAAUUAAUAAAACAUGGUCCCGAACCUCAAACGCUAUCUUCCUAUAGAUAGAAAUCACUUCUACAAUAUCCUUUUUUUAGUUUAUUUUUCUUUAGAAAUAUUAUUUGCAGCCAAUGUACUGUCAGUGUCCACUCUUGAUUUCAAUGUACUGCCGGGCUCUUCAUGUUCUUGGUUCUAAGGACACAACAAAUGUAUUUUGGUAAAAAAAUAGAGAAGGGGUUAUAUUCCAUUACUGAAUCAUCACAAAUUAACUUAAUUGUAUUAAAGACACUGGCACUUAGUGGCCCAUAAUAUGAAAUUUGUUGAAGCUUUACUGGGAAACUUUUCUUCUCAGCCAUAAAUCACUUGAAAUGGUGAUAUUUUUGUUGUCGUGUGAGGUUUAGAGUACAAAGAAAAUAAAGUUGCUCCAGGAAAUUCAUCACAGUUCCUCUGGGUUCUCUAUUCACCACCUUCUUGAAUGCUGUGUACAAACAGUGACUGAUUGCUCUAAUUCCUUGAAAUUAGCAAUUGAACGUUAUUUUCUGAAGAGGUAGCUGAGCAGAGUAUGUGGGAAGGCAAUCGCGUGGCAUUGCUGGGACUACUUCUUGUUAUAAAUGUGAUUCUAUAUGAACAUUUUCAAUGUAAUAAUUCAGUUUUGAAAAUGUAUUCAUGCCCUAAACAUACCUUGAUUAUUUGAAAAUAAAUACCCUAAAAUUAUCUUGUGAUGGAUUCAUUUGUGUUUUUAUCCAGUCUGCUGGUGUCUAGGUGGCAUGGGCUGCUGAAGCUAUCUGUUUUUCCUAGUUUUUAACACGGGGAAAUAUUAAUCUAAAAAUAGAUAAUUUUUCCCUAAAAUUUCCUUCAGAAAUAUCUGCAUUCCUUUCCCUAUUUCCCAUUGAAUUAUGUGUAAUUACUGUGGUUUCUUAUCCAAUUUUAUUGUGUUAUUACAUGGGAAAAUAUGUCCGCAAAUAGUAAAAACUAUGUUGUAUAUUAACAUAUCUGACAAGACAUAAAAGUGUGCUGUCACUAACAAUUUACAG